Messenger RNA from Fomitopsis serialis, 1652 nucleotides. RefSeq lists its product as uncharacterized. The coding region runs from base 343 to 1344 and encodes 333 amino acids. Gene Ontology annotation, molecular function: protein binding. NCBI's taxonomy places the organism in Eukaryota, Fungi, Basidiomycota, Agaricomycetes, Polyporales, Fomitopsidaceae. The record is from RefSeq and is a predicted model, not a curated record. The transcript has 3 exons.
CUCAAGUAAUUCAUGGCUGUACGCGUCCAACGUGCGAAGCUAGGACGAGCGCGAUGGAUGGCGCAGAUCGCCUUCAAUGAGCGUAUGUAUCGAGGACUCGGCCCACAAUGAAUGUCCGAUGUGGUCAUGAGACCACGCAAGCAUGUAUACUUGGAACAGAGAUAACUCACACAGUACAGCAAUCUACCGCCUGUCGUACGUCACUCUGCCGCUCCGGAUACGGCUGCUCAUCGAUUGCACACUGACAAAAUGGAAGUGCGCGGUUAGGACGCCCACUGUAUUGCCGCACCCAUAUCUACUGCUGCAGUGACUCCUUGGCUCGACUUGCGCACCGACUCCGUCAUGGAUACGCAGUCCCCUGUGCGUCGAUCUGCCUCAUCGCCUUUCGAUAAUGAAAGCGCGGACCUGAUCAUUCGGACGUCCGAUCACGUCGAGUUCCGCGUCUCCAAGUUGAUUCUCAGGGAGGCCUCGCCAAUCUUCGCAGACAUGUUCACACUACCCGUGGCAGCGACACCCGAGGCCGACACGGGUGUAGUUGAUGUCGUCGAGAAGAGUACCAUCUGGGACUACAUUCUCCGUGUCUGCUACCCCGGACCCGUCCCGUCGUCGACUACCAUCACUCCCGAUCAGCUCUGGCCGCUGCUCGAAGCGGUCGCGAAGUACAACAUGAAAUGCGUCCACGAUGCCGUCUGCCAGGUCAUGUCGACUCCCCACAUGCUGGAGGAAGAGGCUCUGCGAGUCUACCUGCUCGCAUGCGGGUACGGAUUUCGCGACGUCGCCAUCGCCGCAGCCAGAGCCUGUCUCCGCCGGCCAGCCGACGAGAGAACGUUCAUACCGGAGAUGCGUUGCGCGACAGCCGCCGCAUACGUCAGACUGCUCCAGUACCGUGGCGACUGCGUCGAUACGGCCACCGCUUUUGCACAGGAUCCCAAGUUGUUCCUACGCUCUAGCUGGAAGGAGCACAUAGGGAGCUGGGCUACAGUUCAGUCGAUAUCUACCUCUCGCAAUCAUCCCGACCCGGCACACAACGAGGCAUGUGCAGGCCGCUCGAUGUUUUACAAGAUGGAGCCGCGUUCUUCCGCGGCUGGGAAGGACAAACACGUCACGCUUUGUCGCCGCGUACUCGAGAAUUUUAUGAAGCGCUCUGCGGAGGAACUGAAAGCUUCCCCGCACGGCAGCACUGUACUCAACUCGAAAAACAUCGCUGCCAUCGCGCAGGAAGCCUCUAUCUGCGGUGCGUGCAGAAAGGAUAGUCAGCCGGACAACAUCGUUCGAUUCCUCGAAUUCUACGCAUCGGAGAUAGAUGCAGCUAUUGCAAAGGUCCAACUCGUUGUGGAGCCUUGAUUGCGGCGGCGCAUCGCAGUGCUUCCGAUGUGGCAUGUCCCCCAGACUGUGUACUGAGUUGUAUUUGACUGCCAGUGAGAGUUGGGCAACGAAUCUUAUUGUAGUGGUUGUUUGAAGUGUUGAGUUCGAAACCACAGAGUUGCUCAGUGCACGUAGUAGUCGCGACCUUUCUGAAGGAAUGACCGGUUGGGACAUAGUAGUCGAAGACGGCUGGUCUUUUAUGUAAUCAACCUUACUGUAUUCAUUUGCCGCUGAUCUGAAAAGCUCUCAAGCUUUCUCACUCGCGAGCAUCAUCCGCUUACACACCG